This is a messenger RNA of Tarenaya hassleriana, 914 nucleotides long. Its product is annotated as protein MIZU-KUSSEI 1. The transcript has a single exon. The record is from RefSeq and is a predicted model, not a curated record. Lineage: Eukaryota; Viridiplantae; Streptophyta; Magnoliopsida; Brassicales; Cleomaceae. The coding region runs from base 1 to 723 and encodes 240 amino acids. Gene Ontology annotation, biological process: hydrotropism.
AUGUCCUUCACCACCACCACCGGCCGCCGCCACCGCUUCACAGCUGCAACCGCCGGAACCGACUCCACUACCGCCGUCGACUGCCACAAGCAGGUCCGGUCAUGGCGGGUCCUCCGCACUAUCGUCCAACUUCUCCUCCCAUCUUGCUACUGCACAUUCGUAGAGCCAAACCCACAUGAUAGCCGUAAACAAACCAGCCGGAAACGUAACAGCCACCGUAACGCCGCCACAUUCACUGGCACUAUAUUCGGUUUCCGGCGAGGAAAAGUCAACUUCUGCAUCCAAGCAACCUCGGUCGGAACCCUAAACCCUAUAAUUGUCCUACUGGAACUCGCAGUCCCCACCGAGGUUUUAGCCCAGGAAAUGCGAGGAGGGGUUCUGAGAAUAGCAUUGGAAUCAAACAACACGUACUGGGACAACGGAAACGACGAAUCUCUGUCCCAUCUAUUGUCGACACCGUUAUGGAACAUGUACUGUAACGGUCGGAAAGUCGGCUUCGCCAUUAAAAGAGAGCCGUCCAAGGCAGAGCUGGCGGCCUUGAACGUGCUCAGCAGCGUGACGGAGGGCGCCGGAGUUAUAAACGCCGACGAGAAAGAUCACGUGAUGUACUUAAGGGCAAGUUUCGAAAGAGUCUUCGGAUCCUCUGAUUCGGAAUCUUUUCAUCUAAUCGACCCACAUGGUAUCAUCGGACAGGAACUCAGUAUCUUCUUUUUCCGAAAAUGAUCAAUGUUUUUUUGCAUGGAGGAGAUGAAUGCGUCCUUGUUUGGUAAUUUCGAGAUUCGAUGGGUUUUUUUUUUCAUAUGAAGCUUUUUUUUUUCCGUGGUUGUGAUUCGAUGAAAAUAUCAGUCAUGCAGCCGGAGAUCUCAUUUUUUUGAGCUGCGCCUCAACAGCAUAGCUUUAAUCACCUUUGUAUG